This is a messenger RNA of Danio rerio (zebrafish), 2118 nucleotides long. NCBI's taxonomy places the organism in Eukaryota, Metazoa, Chordata, Actinopteri, Cypriniformes, Danionidae. The record is from RefSeq and is a predicted model, not a curated record.
CCGAUGCUUACAAACCUUCACCCGCCUUCAACCGUAAACACUACUGUCAGAUGUUCAGCUUCUACUUCAUAAAAGUCUGAAGCAGUAACGUUAGAAACGUAAAGUUAUUUGAUAUUGUUUAUGUCUUAGGGUUGUUCUGUCUCUCCUUACAUUAAUGUCACCUCGUUAAUUUAAGUUAAACCUAGUUUAACUUAACGUUAUAUUAACUUUAUACACAAUGCUAUGCUGUCGCGAUGUUUAAUUGCUGAGAUAUGUCGGUUGUAAGCUUACAGUUAGGUCAGUGUGGAAACCAAAUAGGACACGAGCUAUUCAGUGUCAUAAGCGAUGAUUCUAAUGGACCAAACAGAAAGAAGUACAAGCAAUGCAGCGACGAGAGAUUCUUCUAUCAAAACUCCGCUGGAGAGCUCGUGGCACGGUCAGUACUUGUUGAUAUGGAGCCCAAAGUUAUCUCACAGGCCCUAGCCAAGGCUUCAAAAUCUGGAAGAUGGAGAUAUGGAGACAAAGCACAUUUCUCCCAGAAGCAGGGCUCUGGAAACAACUGGGCUAAUGGGUUCUGUGUUCAUGGUCCUCGUCACAAGGAGGAUGUGGAGGAUCUAGUGCGGAUGGAGGUGGAGCGCUGUGAUCGUCUGGCCGGGAUCUUCACCAUGAUGAGUGUUGCAGGCGGCACUGGCUCUGGUGUGGGCACCUACAUCACUCAACGUCUGAGGGAUCUUUACCCACAGUCCUUCAUCUUAAAUCAAGUGACCUGGCCGUAUGGAGCUGGUGAGCUCUCUGAUGCUAUUCUGGUUCAUGAGAAUGACACGGUGCACAAAAUCUGCAGCCAGCUGAUGAACAUCAAGCACAUCUCCAUCAGUGACAUAAAUAAAGUUAUCUCUCACCAACUGGCCAGCGUCCUUCAGCCCGUUUACACCGCUCAUUCACCCGACUAUUACAGCAGGAACCCCAUAGGGGAAUUGCUUACCUCCUUGGUGUGUCACCCAGAGUACAAACUGCUCAGCUUGUGUAACAUUCCUCAAAUGUCUAGCACGUCACUGGCCUAUAGUGUGUUUAACUGGCCUGGUUUGCUCAAGCAUCUGCGUCAGAUGCUAAUUGCUAGUGCUAGGAUGGAGGAAGGGAUUGACUGGACGGUGAAUGUCCCAUCAGUGGUCCUAUCUGGAGCAGAGAGUGUGACAAACAUCAGGCAUAAAAGUUUCAAUUCGUCACUGGCUAAUCUUUUAAUACUUAGAGGGAAAGACGUGUCUACUGCAGUUACAGAUGGAUUUAAGGAUCCCUUGUUAUAUGUGCCGUGGCUUAAAGCAGAGAAUAGUUUCAGCACAUGGAGCUCGCCUAUACCGUUCAAUGGAUAUGAGAAGUCGGCCACUUUGGUCAGUAACAGCCAGUCGCUUCUGAAACCCCUGGACAAUAUAGUUAGAAAGGCUUGGAACAUGUUUGCUUCAAGGGCCUAUAUUCACCAGUAUACAAAGUUUGGAAUCUCGGAGGAGGAUUUUCUGGACAGUUUUACGGCACUAGAACAGAUCAUCUCCAGCUACACACAUCUUUGACAUCAUAAAGACUGAAAAAGCUACUUUUGCAUGAUGCCAAAUGAGUGGCCUCUGCAGCAGUUGUAUUUAUAAUUAUAAGAUGGGUAAAUUCAUCUUUUUGUGUUAAGAUAUUUAUUUUGUUGUUAAAAAUUAUACAUUCGAAUGGAAAUGAAAUCAGCAAAGUAAUUAUGAUUUCUGUUCACUUCCCCCACCCCCAGACAUGCACAAAUGCUCAUUGUGCAUCAUGUCCGCAGUGGUGAGGCUAAACAUCCUCGCUCAGUCAAAUAAGUUAGGAAAAUGAUUUUAUUUUGGGAGAGAAAAAAAAAAUACUGCAUGUUAAAUGGGACGAGUGUAAGGCGUAUGAACAUGAUUUAAUACUAGAGUACCCGCGGGGUCCUAAAAGCAUUGAAAUAGUCUUAAAUUUGAUCAUCUCAAAUUAAGGCCUUGAAUAUGGUUUACAAAGUCCUUAAUUUCAUUAAAAAGGUCUUAUUUUAUUCAUUUAUUUUUGCCUUUCCUAGGAUUAAGUACAUACCAUAACAAAAUGAACUGUUACUAAUGUAGGCUAAUUAAAAAUUCAUGCACGUCAUAGCAGAAAGUG